Messenger RNA from Trametes versicolor FP-101664 SS1, 558 nucleotides. RefSeq lists its product as uncharacterized. The record is from RefSeq and is a predicted model, not a curated record. The transcript has a single exon. The annotation marks the transcript as partial. Lineage: Eukaryota; Fungi; Basidiomycota; Agaricomycetes; Polyporales; Polyporaceae.
AUGUUCACCGCCCUCAUCUCCCUCUUUGUCUCCAUCUUCGGUGCCCUGCGCGCUGCACCUAUCUACUACGCUCGCGUCCUUACCCUCGGCAGUACAUUCAACUCCUAUGCUACCUUGGACGAAAGCACAACAACCAUCCGAGUCAUCGAUAGCUUCUCUGGUACACCCGUCCUCCGCCAGCCUCCGUCUCCGGUCUUCCACACUCUACCGACGGGCGUGUCUAGUAACUCUCUGGCACACUCUCUCGCUUUCCUCACUGCUGUCUUCGUCAUCACGACUUUCUUCUAUGGCAUCAUCUGGCAUCUGAGGACUACAACACUAGCACUUGGCAACGACGACACCAACAUGCAGGCCGGUGACCCCGGGAAGAUGCACCAUUUGGUCAUCGACCUCUCGGGAGUCACCUACAACGGCCUCAUGUCGGCGUCGGAUGCGGAAUUUCAAGCGGGGCUCCUGGCAGCCCUUACCAGCAUGCCUCUCGAGUCCUCUCCGCCGGUCGAUUUGCACGCCGCCUCGACGCAGACUUCCGAACACAACACCCUGGACGCCCCCUCCUGC